Gryllus bimaculatus (two-spotted cricket) is the source of this 10547-nucleotide messenger RNA. The record is from the annotation of a GenBank genome assembly. NCBI's taxonomy places the organism in Eukaryota, Metazoa, Arthropoda, Insecta, Orthoptera, Gryllidae.
CGUGACAAUAGGAUAGGUUUCGAAAUGACGGGACGAACUAUUUUGCGAGGCUUUAGAAAACGACUCUGUGAAAAUUAACUUCCAAUUGUGGCGGUGUGCAGCAACCGCUGCAAUCAGUAGCAUGGCUCAAAAACAGCGCGCUUGCCUUCGGCUGCGCUCGGCUGCGGCCUCGAAAGCCGCCAAUGGCAUGGACUGGAAUCGGGGAGAGGUAGAGUAGAGCAGGGCAGGGCCGGGCCGGGGAAUCAACCAGCAGGUGGCUUGCGGUGGAUUGUGUUUGGUUGUGUUUUGUGUGCCUCGGACUGCACUGCAUGCUUUGUGGGCUGUGGUGAACGGCCCGCUGCUGCUACAUGUUUUGUAAUGAAAACCUGAUUGAAGGUCUGGUGAAAUGUUGCGGGUGAUUAAAUGGUUUUACAAAAUUUGGACCAGUUGAAAGGAUGCAGUGUGAAAUUCGUGGGAUGAGAGAAAUGGCUGAAGGGGCCAGGACAACAGACACGUUGCCGAAACCUGGCCGUGUGACCGAAGUGUGCCGUGAAUGGCUUGUGAAAGAGGAUGGAGCACUGGCGUACCGUUUGCAGAGCGAAGAAAUUCAGCAGCAUUUAACUGGAAACAAAUCACGAAAUGCGCAAGUUAGAGAAGAUUUCCCCCAAGCUUUACAUGAGCAGCAGAAAGAAGAGGAGGAAGCUGCAGCUCUACAAGAAAUGUAUUCUCGUAUUUUACGCGAACAAGAAGAAAUUGAUGCUCAUGUAGCAUCCCAACUUGCCCAUCGCCUGGACAUAGAAGAGCGAGAAAAGCAGCUAAUGAUUGAAGAAAGAGACAAAGAAAUAGCUAAACGUCUACAGCCUUCAAAGGAGGAAAGUAACUUGGAGGAUCGUGAAAGGAUGAAAUUAGAGAAGAUAACUAGGCAAGCAUCUGAACAAUCAGCUACACACACUUCCCAGGAGCAAUUGCCGCAGUAUAAUCCUGACAUGAAUAGUGUGGGUCUCCCCCUGCCUUGUGAAUAUAGCCAACCUUUUGUCCGAGCAGGUUCUCUUAGCCCGCAAAUGAGGUCAUAUAAUUUGAAUGAUAGGAGAACAGUUACUAAUGUUCUUCAAAAUGCAGAUGAGGUAUAUGCUCUUCCUGUUGAUGAACCUUCAAGUGUUAUAAGUGAAGAAGAAGCUCGAAGGAUACAAGAAGAAAAGGAUGCAGAAUAUGCUCGAAUGCUUCAAGAACAAGAGGGAACUGCUGAGCUGUCUAUGUUAGAUCAAGAUAGACUGAUAGCAAUAGAGGCUCAAGAUAAGGAGCUUGCGAGGUUGCUGCAAGAGAAAGAGCGAGCAAAGGCAAAACGUGCUAGGGAAAGAGCAAAGCAAAAGGCUUUGCUGCGGAAGCAACAGCAACAACAGCUCCAGCAUUCAGAGAUUCUUUCUGAUGAUGAGGGGUUUGCUGCCUCACCUCCUGCACUGCCUUCUCCAUACUCUGGAGACAAAUGGGUUGAACAUGAACCCCUACAUCAACCAGUGAUUGGGCCCAGCUCAUCAGCUGUACGACCCACAGAACUGGAUUUGUCCAAUCCUCGAGCAAUGCGAACUAAACCAAAGUAUGUUGACCCCGAAGCCAUUGAAGUUUUGUCAUCCACUUCUCUUGAACCAGGACCUUCUCAUGCCGUACCUAAUAUUGCAAUGGCGAUCGAUCCCACAUAUCCUCGCCGAGCAGCUUCUCAGGUCUCGGAUACCCCGUUAAGCAAUAUAUCAAGUCCAGCAAUUUCUCUGCCUCCUCCAGAUUUUGAACCGGAUGAUGGUCCUGUUCCUCCAUACAUGCCCAUUCAAGGCCAGAGAAGAUCUGCAUCCUUAGAGAAAAAGACCAAAAAAGGUAAAAGUAAGAGAGAAGGCAAAGAUUCAUGUAAACAGCAGUGAAGACACUAUAGCUUAUCCCUAUUAUUCGAGAGCUAUGUUCGUAUUUGUAUUAUGUGAGUUUUAUUUAUUUUUGAAGCAAUAUCUAACUAGCUGCUUUACCCUUCAGCUUCAUUAUGUAGUGAGCAAUAUUAGACAUAUAUUUUGUAAUCCAUAUUAAAGUUGGUUGUGGUACACCAGCUGGUUAGAUAAGUCAAAUCUGUGUUCAUAAUGUGGCAGCUACUGGGUAACAAUCUUCUUGCAGUUCAUAUAUCAAUACAAGUGGAAGUUCAUUGAAAAAUAUUAUUUAUCUACUCACAUGUACUCUUCAAGUCUUAAGGAAAUGAAGGAACUGCUUUGAGCCUAAGUGCAUAUCAAUUUUGAAGCUCGUUUAUGUUCUAUUCCAUCUUCUUUAGCAAGACAAGCAGCUUCACUUGAGUAACUUGGUUCUGUGUUGUGCAUAUCUGAACACAUGAGCUAUAUGCACUGUACUAUACUGUUGCUCAAUCAGGCCGUAAAACUUGUAUUUUCCUCUAUUCCACUGAAUGUGAACUGUAUUAAGGAAUCUCGUCCAUUAAUUUGUAUAUUAUAGUGUUAGCUAUAGAAUAUCAGUAUUUUAUUACAAAGAUAUUUUAAAUAUAGCCCAGUGUUUUGGAUGUUGGUUGACUGGUUUUGGGCAUUUUGUGUAGACAAUACUUGCUCGGUGGAGGUCCUUGCAGCUGUUUCAUGACCACUGGUUCCCAAAGUUCCCAAAGGGAAAGAAGUGAAUAAGCAUUUACUGGUCCAUCAAGUAUCUGGCAAGUAAAUAACAAAAGUUCUUGGUUGUUGCCUCCAAGGUUGCUAAAGGUGGAUUGAUAGAUGGUGGUGGCCAGCAAGAAUUGGAAUUAGUACACCAGAGAAAGCUGGUGAUGGCAGACAUUUUUGCCUCAUGGAAAUAUAUAGUUUGUCUAGUUAGUCCACAUAAUAGUUAAUCAAAUCAGGUACUUAAUUUAAACAUAAAAGUUAAAGUAUAAAUAACUGCUGCAAAGAUAGUUUAAUCUCUGUUCAACACACCCAUUUAUGUCCAGUGUCCUCAUUUCAGAACACUCAUAGCUGGUCAAUUCAAUUUUGCUUUUUGCAAUAAUUUAUGAAUUACAUUUUUCAAAGUCAUGGACAUUCUAAACAAAACAUAAGCAAUAUUUUUCAUUUCUGAUUACCAGAAGAUUUAGCAGAGAUCAUGAAAGCAUUGUUCACUCCUGGCCAGGGUGUAUUAAUGUCUUGCAUUCAUUUGGAUCUUCAUCUAGAACUGGUGUAAAGCAAAUUGUGGUUGGUCUGCAGCUAAGUUUCAAGAGUUUUACUCCAUUUUAUAGAAAAAAAUGCUCAUGUAACCAGCUGCUGAUUCUUUGGAGCACUCUUACAAUAUAAUUUAGCAAAGUAACAUUGGAUAACAGAAGUUGCAGAAAUGUGCAACCAGAGAGCUCCAGCAAUGUCAAUGGAUGCAAUGACUAUGGCCGAGUGGUAUGCGCACAAAAUUAAUUUGGGCGUUAAUGGGUUAAAAUGAAUUACAUAUCUUCAUGGGGCUGGAAAAGUUUCUUCAGUUGUAGGAAAAGAGGAGGGAGGAGUCAAGUCGCUCAGACAUGUCACUCAGUACUGUCUUUUAGUUUUGGUGACAUUAGUAGUUCCUUUAUACAUUUGCAUGAUUGGCUGACAUUACUGCCACCGUUUGUCAUGAAACCUUUAAGGUACUAUUGCUUUCAAAAGUUUUUCUUUUAUGAAAACAUGGAUCAGUAAAAUCAAGAAGAUGGGUGUAUAUUCCCUCCAUUUGCCAAUGCACAUUUUGCUUGGCAAGAAAACUGGUAUAUUAAAUACAUAUGGUAUGCUGAUAUGAAAUAUAACUGGAAUGAAACUUCUAGCAAUUUAUGCCAUAGAAUUCCUGUAAGGAUCAUACUUGUUGGACUUCAAUGUAUUCUAUAUUUCAGGACAAGGCUUAAUUAACAAUUUUUCAUACAUUGAGAAUUUUUUUCUAUUAUGAGUAUGGACAAGCCUCAACUGCACAUGCUUCAAAACCCGUCUUUGCGACCGAUUUUUAUUAUUGGCAAUUUUGACCCUUGCGUAGCGGUGAGAAUUUGAGCAAAUUUCAAAAGUGUAACGUUCUGCCAAGAUCAUGGAAAUAAUCAAAAUUGUUCAUCAAAUUAUGAUAUUUCUUACUUUUUAAUGGUUUUGAUCUGGAAAUAGUCUGAAGGUUUAUAUUCUUAGAAGAAAAAGAUUAAAGACUGGAAAUGUAUUAAAAGAUGUGUAUAUACAGCAGCUACUUUUUGAUAACCAUCCUGCUCUCUUUGUAGUAUGAGGUCCUCUGAUUUUAAUUGAAAUGGUAUUUUUUAUUUGUUGUGGGAAGGGGUAACUCCAAACCUAGAAGACUGAGAUUAUAAAAUUAUUAACACAUUCCUUAAAUAAUGUAUACUCUUUAUGAAUAAAACUUGAGUUCAUAUUUUUGGGAAUUUUUAGGCAUUUGCAUCUCUUUUCUUUUUAAUUGAAAUUUAGAAGUUCACUUCAGUUCAAUGGUUAUCUUCCUUAAAAAGCAUUUAUUGUAGUUUAUUGUGCAUCAAAUUCUUCUUUGUCAUCAAGAAGCGAUAGAUUUUGUAUUUCUGUUUUUGAACAAGAAUAUGUAUGGAAAAGACAACUGAAUGUUCAAUAUUCAAGCAUUCCUUGGCAUUAAACAAUAAUAAAAUGAUAUUAAUUACUUCACUUUUAAAACCUAACAUUUUGUUUCAAAUCUAAUUGAUAUAUUGCUUUAUAAUUCAAUUUUUAUUUUAAACUAUCUUUAUAAAAGUGUACUUUCUCCCAUGGUAAGGGUUCUAAGUACUUCCAAUGAUACUUCCGGGCACACAUAAAUGAUUAAAAGUAUCUUCUUUAGCUAGUGUUAAAUGUUUUUGAAUUUCUUCAUGUUGAGAUGUCGCUCAUUUGCAGAUUGUCAUGUCACUUUGAAGAUUAAAAUUGCAUUGUGAUGUUUUGGUUUCUAGAUGUUUUAUAUGAGAAAUGUCCAUGCAUUUUGGAAACUACGAGAUUAUUUGUCAAAUGUUUUUAUAUUAUUAGAAUGUCAUAUGUUACAUAUUAAAUGAAGGGUUGUGUGGAUGUGAUUGUUAGAGCAGUAUAGUAAAGAUGAAUUUCCAUUUGAUUACCAGUUUUGUUACAUUAAAUCAAUGUUCAAUGAAAGUUUCCUACUCCCAGGAGUGUAGAGUUAGGGAGACAGGGUUCAAGUUCAUACCAAAAAUAUACUUUUCUUUUUCCUUAAAUGCUAUUGAGCUAAUGAAUAAUUUAUUUUAUUCUUUGUCAAUCAAGUUGUUAAAUUUUAUCCAAAGCCUCUACUUGUUUGAUUACUGUACCAUUUUGAUAAAAUUCCCCUCCCGUCCUAUCUAUAAAGUGUCUGGUGUAUCUGAUUGACAUGCAUUUUUGAGGUUCCUGGCAUUGUUGCCUUUCAAAGUGCAUUGCUUGUAUAUUGUGGGAAUUGUUAGAGGUUAAUGGUGCAAUUGUGAAUUUGCUUACCUCAUUUUAUGCUUAAAUGAAAACAUUUUUACCAUUAUUAAUACAAAUUAAUAAGAUUCUGCAACUUCGAUUAUUUUAUACAAAAGUCAUUACAGAAAACAGUGAGAAAUUCUGUUUUCUGAAAUCUUGUAAAAGAAUAUUUAUAUAGUUUUGACAAUAAAUCUGUGUUUAUUUUUAAUAAAACUAAUUCCUUAUUGAGGGAAUAAUGUAUUGGAUAAAAACUAACAUGCAAGUGUUCGGUUACCAAUUUCACAAAUAAGAUAAGUGAUGGAAGGUAUGGAGGCAUUUUCAAUCUUCAAAAUAAUGUUAUAAAAAUGCUAUAAAAGGUCCGAGGGAAUAAAAUACUUAUUAGAAAAUAGACACAAUUGAAAGUUAUUUACACAGUAUUAUCUUUAUUGCUAAAGAAUAAGAUAAUAUAUAUAUAGUAAUCUGAUUAAAAGUUAAAGAUCAAUACUUGCACAUAAUGCUAACAAUUGUAGCUUGUAAAAUGUUAAAUAUUAUCUUCUUUUUAUGUUAUAUUAUGUGAUACUGUACGAUACAGUAAAACCUGUCAAUGAUGGUACCACUAAAAUAAGGAAACUUGCUGUUCAAGGGAAAAAAAUCUCUGAAUGGAAAAACUGAAAUUGUGAAAAUUACCUAUGUAAGAUGAAAAUCUAUAAAGUGCUGACUUAAUGUUUUUUUUUUAAAUACGUCUGGCUGAGGAGGAAAUUUAUAUUUAAAUAUUUGUAAUUUUCGAGAAGGAAUGGGUGAAGAUAAUGGGAAGGAGUAGAUAGAAGGAAUACAUCCUUUGACAAGAGAUUGAACAAAGAUGAUCUUUUCUUCCUUCAGACUGGGGCCAUUUUGCAAUGCCUUUCAGGAAAGUCCUAACUCCCCAAGUAUUUGCCUUGGUCUGAGUGUGCCUUGUGAAACAUGCAAGUUUUUGAGUUGAAUCUAUUAAUUUAUGUUGCAAUUAUGUUGUGGUAGAAGAGAGUCUAUUUUUAUUAUAUUUGUUCAAUUCUGAAAUUGAAUUGAAAAGAAUGAUUUUAAGUUAUAUUGUGAAAUUUUGAUGACUAAAAGACAGAAACUUCCCCUUUUAAGAAUAUUUUUCAAGGAACCAUUUUGUUUCAUCUUAGACAGGUUUACUGUGCAGUCUUAUCUGAAUUGGAUGAUAAGAUACAAUGUCUAUGUAUGAUAUGGAAGAUUUGCAUUUAUGUAAUUAAAAUCUAAUAUCUUGUCUAUGCUGAGUAUCUAUCUAUCUUUAAAGAAAUUUUGGAGUAUGACUGAUAGAACUCUCUUUGUAAGACUUCGACAUUACUAUCUUAGCUACCUGUUGGUGAAGGUACUCAGAUAAUGAAAGUGUCUAGUUACCAUUGUUGAAUUGUGUCCUUACAGUUUGACAGUUUCAUUAUGUGUAGAUUGGAUGCCAUAGUACUGUAGUGAGAUUCAGGGCUGUUAGAUAUUACCCAUUAUAUUACCCAUAUAUUACCCAUUUUUUAGGUACUAAACUUUUCUUUGUCCCUGAAAAGUUCCAUGUCAAAAUCUUAUUUUACUAGAAUUCACGUGUUAUUUUAAAACACAAAAGAAUGGAAAGAAGAAAGCUCAGGGAGAGGCUUUAAAAUAACUGAUAUCAGAAAGGCUAUUAUAAGUACAAGAAGAAAUAUUAAAAAUGCUGAAAAAGGAAAGGGAGGAAGAAAUGCAAAUGGCAGAUUGCACCCUUAAAAUGGCAAAGAAGUUUCCCAUUCAAUUAUAAGGUAAUUAGUUUAUUGUAAUAAGUGAAUAUCAGUUAGACAUUCUGAUAGUACUGCUGAUUCCUAGUAUUUAUCAAUAUGAAGAAUUUCAGAUCAAACAAAUUAUCUUUUCCUAGUUUUAAAUUAUUUAUAUGUAGCUUUGUUAAAUUUCAAUUUUUAUGUGUUCUAUUCUUGACAUUUUGGUUCUUAUUUUUAAGUAAAACUUUCCGUAAGGGUCCUUCGAAUUUAUGUGAAAAAGUCUAACAGCCCUGAAGAAGAAAGAAAAAGAAAAAAAAAAAGCUUUAUUGCAAGCAUGCUGUUUGAAAAGUAAAUGAAAAUGAAAUCAACUGUGAAAGCAAUAUUUUUGAGUAUUUGAUUCAGUUUUAUAAGUACAUACUGGUAGAUAUUUUUUUCAUAUUCCUUAAAUGAAUAUCAUGCAAGUAAGAUUUUUUUCAUGGGCCUAAUUUGCUUGGAAAUUGAAAAUGCCUGGAAUGUAAUUAGUUUUCAUUGUAAUAACAUAAAGGAGGUAACUGCUUUUACUUCAGCUUCAAUGUGCUAAAAAUGCAAAGAAAAUAAAAGCAAUGCAGAAAAUGUUCAUUUUAAUUAAACUAUGUAUGUCAGGAAGUGUGUGAAGAUAUUUAUAAUGAAUUGUUACUCCUCAGGGUGUCCAAUCAACAGUUUUAUAAUUCAACAGGAGAAAUGUGUAAUUAGAGGAUAUGCAGUUGUAAGAAUUUAAGAAAAGUUUGCUUCUGCAAAGGUUUUACAAACUACUUUUUGUUUGUGUUUGACUUUUAUAUUCUUUUAAAUAUUAUAUUAUCAGAAAGCAUAAGAACAUUAUCAAAUGUGUUCAUGUAUGUAAAUGAUUGUGCAAUUUUUCUCUUGCAUUUCCUUUGAUGCUCAUAAUUGGUCUUGAAUUGUUUAAUUUAUGAAUGGAGGGGAUUCUUGUGGACUUACAUUAAUUACUCUGGCUGAGAAAAAGAUAUUCAGUGAAGAUGAAACUUUAGAAUUUUUAGUUUAGCUCAACACUCAAGUGCUUCAGAUGAAAAAAUUAUUGUAAUUUUGACUCAGAAUUUAUUAUACAUUUUCUACUUCCUUUGAAAAACAACAACAAAAAGCAAUUGUGGUUGCUUGUUGUUCAAGGAGAAAAAGUGUUUCUUUGCUUUAGAAUUGUGGAACUUGUACAAAUUGCAUGUAGCAAACAAUAGGGAUUAUUUACCUCUAUUGUAAAUUCCUGUUGAAUUGCAUUGGGUACUGAUUUGGAUUAUCUACACUGCCUUUCUUAGUACAUGGUGUGUGAACAAUUUGGUAGUGUGCCUACUACUGAUGCAUCAGUUAAACAUGAAAAGAUAACUCUGAUAAUAGAAAGUUCAAGGUUCUUCAGGAAAAUUUAGAAGUAAAACUAGAAAAAUGCAAUCAAGGUUAACCUCAUUGUAUGCAGAUAUGACUGCUGCAUGAAUAUUUGCUCAUUUUCAUCUAGUGUAUCAUUCUGUGAAGUUGUAAUUCAUGUAGAAAUAUUGCUUAUGAUAUUGUUGAUGCUCAGCAUGGACUUUAGUGAUUACCAGCUCUGUGAGAUUAUAAGAUAUUGUUAUAAUGAAAACAUUGUGCAACUUCAUUCAUAUUUUAAAUAUUUAUUUUAUUUCAUUUUAAUAUUUUUACAAGAUGAAAAAAAUCAAUUUAUAGACUAUCGUUUUCCGCAGAAAUUUUGUUUAGAGGAAAUUUGAUGUCUCUAAUUUUCUGAAUUAUGUAGUUAAUUAACCAAAUGCACUAUUUAAGUGUUUGUGCUUUGCUACAUUGUAUUGCAGUCAAUUUUGUUUUGUGAUUUGCCUUUUGAAUAGAAAUUGAUUACUGACUUAUCUGUUACAUGUCUUAGUGUUUCAGCCAAGGAGGCCUGAUGUUUUUGAAAAUUUCUGGUUUCCAUUUAAUUUAAUUAAGCUAUUUGGUUGAUAAGAAAUGUUUUACCUCAAUAACACAGGUCAAAUUAAUUUUUUUGGCAGCGGCGAUGGUCGAACUGUUAGCGUAUUGCACUGUUAUACCCAAGUUGGCGGGUUCAAACCAGAUUGAAGCCGUGAAUUUUUAAGGGCAAAAAAUCCUUUGUACGCCUUCCUUUGGAGGGAAAGUAAAGCCGGCUGUCCCAUGUUGAUAGAUUAAUUGCAUGUAAAAGAUCCUCAAGCCUAAAUGAUGCCUCUGAGCUAAAUUCAAAGCGCCUGUUUCGUCGCCCAAGAAAUACCUCCUUUCUUCGCUAGUGGGUGAAAGGAGAGUAGUGAAAAUUGCGUGGUCAGACGGAAGAGGCAGAGUCUCGCCACGUAAACUAAAGCAUCAAUUCAAUUCAAUUUUUUAUCUGUCCAAAAAUUUAGUGUCAAAAUUAAUUGAAUUUUUCUCAGUGAAUCAAAUUGGUUGAAAUAAAUUAAAAUGAAAUGAAAUGGAGAUUUUACGACCAAUAAUUAGUAGCUAUUGUCUACGAAGAUGGGUACAUAUUUUCCUUCUUGCCAACUUUUAACAAUUUACUAUACACCAAUUUAAAAUUCAAAACUUUUUAUCGAGGAAAAUUUAAAGUAAAUUAUGUUGAACUGAUGCGUAGAGUUUUGGAGACCCUUCAUGUCAUUUUUCUAUUGGAAAAAGAAAAAUUGAAUUUCAAAUGGAAAAAUUAUAAAUGUCAAAAGUUUUUGUUUUAAAAAUAUUUCAUCAUCAGCAAUUUGUCAUCAGCAAUCUUUCAUCAUCAGUGAAUUUAAGUUAAUCCAAAUUAUUCCUGAAUUUGCAAAUUGUUUCUUCUUUGGUACAAAUCAAACUUUAAGAAACGAAAUUAUUUUAUGAAGACAUUUCUGCCAAAGGUCAGAAAUAUUACAAAACAAACUUGCCUAAUAUUGCUGGAUGCUCAAAUUAGAUGCCAACAGAAGAAGAAUUUUUCUGGUCAAUGAUGUUCACUUCGUAAUGGGAUGAAAGGGAAGUUUUGAGUUUUCUCGUGUGUAUAUUGUCAGCAUUAUGUUUGUAUUAUGGUGUCUGUAGAUAAAUGAGUAUAGUGCUAGUGAAUUCACAUUUUACUUCUGAGAUGUAUCAUCAGAGAAACUUAACUCACUAAUUGUGAAUUCUGUGGUUUGAAUUGUUGACUGAUCACAUAUCUGCUAGAACUGUAAUGAAACAUUCAUGUGUAUUUUUAUAACACUACUCCUGCAAUAGAAUUGUCAGUAAUCAAAAUAUUUUUAACCUGAUAAUUGUAGGAAUUUUUGUUGAGAAACCAUGGUUUCUCUACUUUUAUUGGAUGUGCAUUUAUUUUGUACCUAGUCAUAUUAUUUCUUGGAUACUCUCUCAAACUCAUAUUUUAUUGUAAAUUCUCCCAAUGAGAAUUUUAUUACAAAAUUCAUGACAGCUAAUGCUUUUGAACUUUAAUUUUAUUUCUUAUUAUGUUAUGUUUUUUUUAUAUUAAAUAUGAAAAUAAAAUUUACAUUUAUACAUUGAU